AUGGAAAAUGAAUUAGUGAUUGACAAAAUGAAAAGAUGCCAUUUUGUAAUAAUUGGAAAUAGUAUUGUCUUUUUAUUAAUUAUAUCAAUAGGAAUUUCUAUAUAUUAUAAUAAGUCAUUGGUAGUUAGAAAUAAAUCACCUCGUAUUAUAAAUAAUUCAUUUUAUCGUAAUGGAAAUUAUGUACUUGUUGAGAAUUUGGAUAUAGAAAAAUAUGACCAUUGGCUUGAGGUAUAUUUAAGAUUGGAACCACAAGAUACUGUAAAUAAAAUUAUUGAGUUUAAUGCUCAAACACAAUUACAUAUAAUUCAAGGAAUAUAUGACAAUGUUCAUUUACAUAAUCAAACAUAUUCAACUAGGUGUUUUCUUAAUAAAUGUGAUGAUAUUAUAUUUGUUUCUGAUAACGCAGUUCAAGAUGGAGAAUAUUUGAUUAUUAUAUCAAUUGAAGAUAUUAAUAAUGUUUUUAAUACAACAGAUUAUAAAGUUUCUUUAAGUGUAUCAACAGCAAUUAGAAAUCAAACAUUGUUUAGUUUGAUUUUAACAAUAAUAUUAAUGUUUAUAGUAUUUAUUGCAUUUAUUGUUUAUUGUAGUAUUACAAUUUAUACUCACCAAUGGACAGUAUAUACUGGAUUAAAUACUCUAUUAUUAUUUAGUGUUAUUCUCUUUACUAAUCCAAUAAUUUCAUUAAGUUUUUAUAAAAACUAUACAUGGAUGGAUUAUUUAGAUAAUGUGUUAAUGGAAUUUUAUAUUUUUAUAGUAUUUAUUUGGAUAUUUUUUCAGGUUGAUCAUUUACGUUUUUUGGCAAUUAAGGAAAAGUAUCCAAUUCUUCAAUGGGGUUUACGUUCUAUCUUAUUUAUUCUAUACCUCUUUGCUUUACUGAUUUAUUUUUUCUCUAAUUUAGUACAUCAAUAUUCUCCAUUAGUUGCAACAACUACUCCACUUAUUAAUAAUUUUAAAUCUAUUAGAGAUCUACUUCAAUUAGUACUAAUAUUUUGGAUUCUUUUAAAUGAAUUUUUUUCUUUCACAGAAGUAAUGAAUCCAAUUAACAGAAAAAGAUUAAUAUUUUUAACUUCAUUCACAAGUAUUAUUAUUUCUGUCUGUUUACUACAAUUAUUUUUACAAACAAAUACUCAUAAUAAGGGACCAAUUCCAAUUUGUUUAAUGAAACUUGUAAAUACAUUUGUUGUUCUUAUUAUGUGUGUCUGUUUCCAUCAAAUAGAACUCUCUAAAAGUAGAUCUGGAUUUAAUUCUAGAGAAAUGAUUAAUGUUUCAGAAUAUGAAGAUUUUGAUUCAUCAUCAGAUGAUUUAGAUUGA
Molecule: messenger RNA, 1311 nt
Organism: Entamoeba dispar SAW760
Lineage: Eukaryota; Evosea; Mastigamoebida; Endamoebidae
Exons: 2
Coding region: 1-1311 (436 amino acids)
Molecular function (GO): toxic substance binding
Source: RefSeq, a predicted model, not a curated record